CUAGUGCUUCUCGGUAUAACGACUGCCUGGGUACACGCAGCAAAGCGUCUAGUUUUUUGGGGGUUAACUGCAUUUUUUAUCAGUGAUAGAGACAACUUCCUGUGGACAGAGCUCAGCAAAUUUUAGAGCUCGGAUAGUUAACGGUCAAGUUUCCCAAAGAGGAUGGUGGCCUUGGCAGAUUGCAAUAUACAAAGUCCCUAACUUUCGUUGCGGUGGUGCCCUUAUAUCUCGUCACUGGGUACUGACAGCAGCUCACUGUUUCUAUCAUGGUGGAUCUUUUAUGAGUAACACAGAUCUUUACCAAAUUAAAGCUGGUGAUCACAACCUGUCUGUUAAUGAAACUUCCCAACAGGAUAUUUCUCCGGAACAGAUUUUUGUGCACCCAAGAUUUAAACAGAAGGGUUCGCCGCAUUUUGAUGGUGAUUUAGCUCUUGUCAAACUUAGCCAGGAUGUGGAACUUGGUGACUUUGUUCGAACAGUAUGUCUCCCAGAAAGGAGUGAAGGAGAUCUGGCAAUUCCUAACGAAAGAGGUACAGUGGCAGGAUGGGGAGUGACAAGACCGUUAAAACGUGAUGAGCGAGGGAGCCUUAAUGACGUGUCGAAGGUUCUUCGUCAUGCCACCUUCACAAUUAGAAGCGACCAGCUUUGCAUAAAUAAAUCGAUAAUUCAAUUCAACUCAACGACAGCAUUUUGCGCUGGGGACGGAAGAAACGAUAGCGACUCCUGUCACGGAGAUAGUGGGGGAGCUUUUGUUCGAGAACUCAGGAAUUCUAAAUGGGUCGUGAUUGGAGUUGUCAGCUGGGGAAAUGGCUGCGCACAAAAAGAUCAGUAUGGAUACUAUACCAGAGUGCAUCCGUUCCUUGACUGGAUUAAGGAAACUAUGGAAACAGAAGACAGUAGUUCUACAUGUGGUCCACCCGCCGUUCCUCGUGGCUCAACCAUAAUUCAUCCACCGAAGCAAGAAAAGUACGAAAAAGGCAGCGUGGUGCUGUUUGCUUGUAAACAGGGUUUUUAUCUGGUUGGAAAACCUAUAAUAAAAUGCCUUGGAAGCAGCUGGACACAACGGCAAUUCAGAUGUGUGGGGUUUUGCCCAGCUCUACGUCAAAUUUCGAAUGGUCGAGUUAUUGACACUAGCAGUAGUAUUGACCAGGCUUCCGUGGAAUUUCGCUGUAAUGAAAAUUUUCGAUUGGUCGGUAGAUCAAGGCUGGAAUGCAUUGAUGGAAGGUGGAACGGGAAGCUGCCGUUUUGUGAGACAACACUAUGCUCGAAACCUACCAUUCCGAGAAACUCGUACAUCAUUUAUCCUCCAACAACUCAAGUCAACUACACUCAUGGGACUCACGUUUUUCUGGCCUGUCGCGAUGGAUAUUACCUAAAGGGGUCGCCAAUGAUGGUUUGUAACCAGACUAUGUGGCUUAAGAGGGAAUUCAGUUGCAUUGCUUCCUGCCCCGUCAUUGCCUCAAUAAAGAAUGGUAUUAUCACACACGCUACCCUGAGGGAAGGUGGUGAGGUUGAAAUAAAGUGCCGAGCUGACUACACCUUGGUCGGACCAUCAAAACUUAGAUGCAUAGAGGGGAAAUGGAAUGACAGUCUACCAUUGUGUAAAGAGCCUUGCCCAGACCCUGGCCUUCCCUAUCAAGGAAACAGGGUUGGUGAUGACUUUCGUCAUGACAAAACAGUUACGUUCACGUGUCCUAGAGAUUACCUUAUGGAGGGUGUGCGAAAAAUAACGUGCUCAGACGGUCGCUGGAGCAAUGAAACACCAAGUUGUAAAGCAUCCUGCCCUGAUCCCGGUCAUCCAAAAAAUGGACAAACCAUCGGAAGAGUUUUUAGACAUACCUCAGUUGUCGAGUUUGAAUGUUUGGGAGAUCGUUUGUUACAAGGUUCCUCUCAGGCAAAAUGCAACAAUGGACAGUGGAACCAAGCAUUGCCAACAUGCCGAGAUUGUGGCACAGGGCUUCCUCUUGGAAUGGAAAGUAGACAGAUCCCAGAUGCAUUCAUCAAAGCUUCCAGUCAUAGAGGUAAACAUACAGCUCACCAUGGCCGACUUGGUGGAGGCAACUAUUGGUGCUCAGAGGAGGGAUAUGCUGAUUUUAUUCAGAUUUACUUACCAAAAAAGUACAAGAUUACUGGAGCAAGAAUUCAUCUCAAAAGCGAAUACAAGAUCAAAGCUAUAAUCUUGAAAGGCCAAAUUUUCAAACAGUGGUGGAAUUUCCAUUAUGAAGAGCCACCUUAUAAUGAAGACGAGGAACAAAUAAAACCAAUACAUCCUUUUAUUACUCAGUCUGUACGAAUCAGAGUGUUAAAAAAUAUAAAGGAAUCGAUUUGUCUAAGAGCCGAAGUCUAUGGCUGUGGAAUUCCCAAAGUUUGUAUCAUGCGAGGCUCUGCUGUUCUUAUCAAGGAAAACGGUAGAUAUCAGCCUAGAUUUGUAGGAGAAUACAUCGAUGUGGAGAAUAACCGUCUGGAAGUCUUUCUUCCCGGGAAAAAAAGGAGCAUGAUAAUGAAUAGGGAACACAUGAUUCUAGAUGAGAAACCAAGCGUCUAUGACUUAGCUAUUGGAACCUUAGUCCUUGGAGAGGAUGCAACUUCACCAGGCCAAAUUAGAGAGGGCAAAAUAGAACGAAUAGCAAACUCAGUUUGUACCAUAAAAAGUAACGAUGAAAUUUGGAAGAGUGAUUUUAACAAGAUUCGUAUCGUCAAAAUAUCAGAUUUUUGCUCAUGAUAAAUAAUUUGUAUUAAUGCCACUGUGCCCAGGCUAACGGCAGGACUACUCGAUGGCAAAAUGUACAGAUUUAUGAAGUCUAUUGUCACUGUGUAUAGACAUGUUAGCGAAAACACGAUAGCGACAACAUUAAAGAUAAAGGUAUUACAACCAAUAAUUAUAUCUAAAAUGUAGAAAAACUUGGCACAUUUGUAUCUUAUCAAAGACUGAUAAACAGCCACUGAACAAUGUUGAUUUCUGCUCUUGAUAAAUAUGUUGUAACAGAAUCGCUGUGCCCAGGCUAACGACAGGACACCUUGAUGGCAAAAUAUAAGGAUUGGUAAACUCUUUUAUCACUAUGUAUAAACAUGUUAACGAAGAAACGAUAGCGACAACUUAAACAAGAAAAUUAAAAGGAGAAUGAUAUCUAAAAAGGAGAAAAAUUGGCCAAUGAGUAUUUUCGAGAGCGGUUGCCAUGGCAAGGUACAGCAAACAUUCCCCUCCCUUCUCCCUCCCUCAAAAGAUCGACGAACAGUUGUAGCAUCCUAGGGGGAUGCUUGCUUUUUGAAUGAUUUCCAGCGCCAUGCAAUCUUAAUGGUAUAUUAUAAUCAGCCUCGUUUGUGACUUCUUUCCAACACAGAGAACCUAAACGUACGGAUCACAGAGCUACAGUUGAGAAUUUUGAGCCAUAUGUGUAAAGGUCAUUUUUUCAUAAAGUGUUCUGUGUAUUUGA
Messenger RNA from Orbicella faveolata, 3434 nucleotides. RefSeq lists its product as uncharacterized. NCBI's taxonomy places the organism in Eukaryota, Metazoa, Cnidaria, Anthozoa, Scleractinia, Merulinidae. The record is from RefSeq and is a predicted model, not a curated record.